Olea europaea var. sylvestris is the source of this 1576-nucleotide messenger RNA. RefSeq names its product stearoyl-[acyl-carrier-protein] 9-desaturase, chloroplastic. Gene Ontology annotation, biological process: fatty acid biosynthetic process. The transcript is spliced from 3 exons. Gene Ontology annotation, molecular function: stearoyl-[ACP] desaturase activity. Bases 95 to 1285 code for a protein of 396 amino acids. Gene Ontology annotation, cellular component: chloroplast stroma. The record is from RefSeq and is a predicted model, not a curated record. Lineage: Eukaryota; Viridiplantae; Streptophyta; Magnoliopsida; Lamiales; Oleaceae.
CACAUAUUUUGCAGCCACCACUUCUGUGGAGGAAACAAAACCUGAAAAUUAAAGCAGAAAACAGAAGAUUACAUUGAAAUCAAGCUGGAAAAAAAUGGCUUUGAAAUUGAAUGCAAUCAACUUUCAAUCCCAAAAAUGCCCUUCAUUUGCUCUACCACUUGUUGUCAGCCACAGAUCUCCCAAGUUUUUCAUGGCUUCUACUCUUCGCUCUGGCUCCAAGGAGGUUGAGACUCUCAAGAAGCCAUUUAGUCCUCCACAUGAGGUUCACGUUCAAGUAACACAUUCUAUGCCACCUCAAAAGAUUGAGAUCUUUAAGGUGAUGGAGGACUGGGCUGAAGAAAACAUAUUAGUUCACCUGAAGCCAGUUGAAAAAUGCUGGCAACCGCAGGAUUUCCUGCCAGAUCCUGCUUCUGAUGAAUUUCACGAUCAUGUCAAGGAACUACGGGAGAGAGCAAAGGAACUUCCUGACGAUUAUUUUGUCGUUCUAGUUGGCGAUAUGAUCACAGAAGAAGCCCUUCCAACGUACCAGACAAUGCUUAAUACAUUGGAUGGGGUGCGAGAUGAAACUGGGGCUAGUCCUACUCCCUGGGCAACUUGGACUAGAGCAUGGACUGCUGAAGAGAACAGGCAUGGAGACCUCCUAAACAAAUAUCUCUAUCUGUCGGGACGAGUAGACAUGAGACAAAUUGAGAAGACGAUCCAGUACUUGAUAGGGUCGGGAAUGGAUCCUCGGACAGAAAACAAUCCUUACCUUGGAUUUAUCUAUACAUCAUUCCAAGAAAGGGCCACUUUCAUUUCUCAUGGUAACACAGCAAGACACGCGAAGGACCGUGGUGACUUGAAGCUGGCUCAAAUAUGUGGUACAAUUGCCGCGGACGAGAGGCGUCAUGAAAUUGCAUACACCAAAAUAGUUGAAAAGCUGUUUGAGAUCGACCCUGAUGGAACAGUGCUGGCUUUUGCUGACAUGAUGAGGAAGAAAAUCUCAAUGCCAGCCCACUUGAUGUAUGAUGGACGUGAUGAUAAUCUUUUUGAUCACUUUUCAGCUGUUGCUCAGCGGCUUGAUGUCUACACGGCUAGAGACUAUGCCGACAUUCUAGAGCAUUUGGUCAACAGAUGGAACGUGACAAAGCUAACUGGACUAUCUUCAGAAGGGCAAAAGGCUCAGGAUUAUGUCUGUGGAUUGCCUCCAAGAAUCAGACGGUUAGAGGAAAGAGCUCAAGGGCGGGCCAAGCAAGGACCAAGAAUUCCAUUUAGCUGGAUAUACGAUCGAGAGGUACAACUCUGAGUGCAUCAUGCGACAGGUAAACAAAUAAGAGCCAUAGUUUGUUCCCUUGCAAUUUCUUGUUCACAUCUGGUAUGGGACUCGUACUGUAGGUACCUAUUGUUUCUGGUGUGGUUUUGCUAGAUCUUCAUAUAUAGAGGCAGCUAUAGCUUCGACGUUUUAGUGAAUCGUCUAUGGUAUGUUUUUCGUGCUUACUGUAAACUCCAAAAACUCUCGAGGCAAUUUUGGUGAUCAUCAUCGCUUGGUUACAAAUUACUUAUCCAUGCUCGAUUUGCAUAUAUAUCACUUGGCCGA